Molecule: messenger RNA, 1769 nt
Organism: Hibiscus syriacus
Lineage: Eukaryota; Viridiplantae; Streptophyta; Magnoliopsida; Malvales; Malvaceae
Product: aldehyde dehydrogenase family 7 member B4-like
Molecular function (GO): aldehyde dehydrogenase (NAD+) activity
Source: RefSeq, a predicted model, not a curated record
CUGUCUCUAUAUUCUAUCCACAUCAACCUGUACCCUUCUUUAACUUUGAGAUUUUCUCUUCUCCCUUCUGUUUGGUACUCAAGAAAAAACUCUCAGAAACCAAGAGAUGGGUUUUUCAAGGAAAGAGUACGAGUUCUUGAGUGAGAUUGGAUUGAGUUCUAGCAAUUUGGGUUGUUUUGUGAAUGGCAUUUGGAAAGGAAAUGGCCCUACGAUUUCCACUGUUAAUCCUGCUAAUAAUCAGAAAAUUGCAGACGUCUGUGAGGGUUCCAUCCAAGAUUAUGAGGAAGGGAUGCAAGCUUGCAGUGAAGCAGCAAAGAUUUGGAUGCAAGUUCCAGCCCCUAAGAGAGGCGACAUUGUUCGGCAAAUAGGUGAUGCAUUAAGAUCCAAACUACAGCAACUUGGCCGCCUUGUUUCUCUUGAGAUGGGAAAAAUUCUUCCUGAAGGAAUUGGGGAAGUUCAAGAAAUCAUUGACAUGUGUGAUUUUGCUGUGGGGUUGAGCCGGCAAUUGAAUGGAUCGGUAAUACCUUCAGAACGUCCAAAUCACAUGAUGUUGGAGAUGUGGAAUCCCCUCGGAAUUGUUGGUGUAAUUACGGCAUUUAACUUCCCAUGCGCUGUUCUUGGAUGGAAUGCCUGCAUUGCACUGGUGUGUGGAAACUGCGUUGUCUGGAAAGGUGCUCCAACCACUCCUCUGGUCACAAUAGCAAUGACAAAGCUAGUGGCUGGAGUUUUGGAAAAUAAUAAUUUACCCAGUGCAAUUUUCACAUCAUUUUGUGGCGGUGCUGAAAUUGGGGAAGCAAUUGCAAAAGAUACACGCAUUAAUCUACUUUCAUUCACAGGGAGUUCAAAGGUGGGCUUAAAAGUACAACAAACAGUAAAUGAGAGAUUUGGUAAAUGCUUGCUUGAACUAAGUGGAAACAAUGCAAUAAUUGUCAUGGAUGAUGCCGACGUACCAUUAGCUGUUCGGUCUGUACUAUUUGCUGCUGUGGGUACUGCUGGUCAGCGAUGUACCACAUGCCGUAGACUGCUUCUUCAUGAAAAUAUAUAUCAGACUGUAGUUGACCAGCUACUUGAUGUGUACAAACAAGUUAAAAUAGGGGACCCGUUAGAAAAGGGUACCUUGCUUGGGCCACUGCAUACUUCUACUUCAAGGAAGAACUUUGAGAAAGGAAUAGAGACGAUCAAAUCACAGGGGGGAAAGAUUCUUACUGGUGGUGGUAUAAUAGAGUCCGAGGGGAACUUUGACAACAAGCUGCCGUCUGAAACUUCAAUUUUGCAGACUUUGAAGGAAGCAAUUGAAAUAAACAACUCUGUUCCUCAAGGAUUGAGCAGUUCCAUCUUCACUCGUAAACCCGAAUUCAUUUUCAAAUGGAUCGGGCCACAAGGAAGUGACACCGGUAUUGUGAAUGUGAACAUUCCUACCAACGGGGCUGAAAUUGGUGGUGCUUUUGGCGGCGAAAAGGCUACAGGAGGGGGUCGUGAAGCCGGCAGUGAUUCUUGGAAACAAUAUAUGCGACGCUCAACCUGCACAAUAAAUUACGGGGACGAGUUACCGCUGGCUCAAGGAAUCAAUUUUGGCUAGGAAUCUGCACAUGGUAAAAGCACAUAUUAACCAUUUUCAUGCAGCAUUAAACUAUCCUUCGAACUCCUCUUUAUGUACCUGCUGUAAUAAUUCUGAUCACAGAAGCACAUUACUUUGGCUCUGUCACAUCGUUCUCUUCGUGUUUUUAUAAUAUUAUCAAGUAUGAAAAUAUAAAAGUAUUGUCUUGCAA